CCAUCUAACUAUACUAAAUACAGGUGAAAAAGAAAAAGAAAAAGAAAAAGAAAAAGAAAACCACAAAUACAGCAUUUUUAAGUCCAUCUUCUAACAGAGGCAACCAAACCCAUCUCCCAUUACAGCUCUGUGUGAUUACUUGGCAGGAGGCAGGUAUGAGUAUGUAUACGGGGUUCACUCGGCUAUGCAAGGGCCUUGCAGUAGUGCUUCUUGGAGGUCACAUUGUUGUUCACAUUCUUCCUUCUUCUCUUUCCUAUCUUGCUCUCAUCCCUGCCAAGACUAUUCCAUUUGCAUGGAAUCUUAUAACAGCUGGUUACACCGAACAAACAGUGUAUGGGGCAAUCAUCAGCUCCAUCGGACUUCUUUUCCUGGGGAAGCUGCUUGAGCCCAUCUGGGGUUCCAGGGAAUUCUUGAAGUUCAUCUUUAUUGUCAACUUUUUGACAUCUCUCUUUGUUUUCAUCACAGCCAUAUCAUUGUACUACAUAACAAGACUGGAAAUCUACCUCUAUAUGCCUAUUUCCGGCUUCCAAGGAGUUCUUUCUGGUUUCUUAGUUGGCAUCAAGCAAAUCUUGCCCGACCAAGAGUUAUCUAUUUUGAAACUGAAAGCGAAGUGGUUGCCUUCCCUUGCAUUGUUGUUCUCAAUUGCUGUAAGCUUUUUCACGGCAGAUUCAGUAUCAUACCUUCCAACAAUAGUAUUUGGGACAUAUUUUGGCUGGAUCUACCUAAGAUACUGGCAGAAGAAACCAGAGACAAAACUAAAGGGUGAUCCAAGUGAUGAAUUUGCCUUCUCUUCUUUCUUCCCUGAAUUUUUCAGACCAGUAAUUGAUCCAAUUGCAACAAUAUUUGAACGGAUGCUUUGUGGUAGAAGAUCUGAGAUUUCUAACGAGGAAAGGGGCUAUACUCUAGGUGGUUCCACAUUGCCUGGUUCUGAUCCCAUUGAAGCAUCGAGGAGGAGGGAAAGAGGUGCGAGAGCACUUGAAGAAAGAUUGGCAGCGGAGCGUUUGGCUGCUGGAAAGAAGGCUGAAGAUUCAGAAAGAGAUGCCAAUGAUAAAGUGUAGAAGCUGGUCAAUAUAUAUGUAAUGUGCUUUCUUUGCAGAAAAAAUGUUUGUCCUCUAGAAGCUAGAAGAUUGUGCACAUUUUUGGCAGUGUACUCUUUUGGAUUCUUGAUGGAAGUUUUGUCACCUGUUGUUUAUCA
Molecule: messenger RNA, 1195 nt
Organism: Lycium ferocissimum
Lineage: Eukaryota; Viridiplantae; Streptophyta; Magnoliopsida; Solanales; Solanaceae
Product: rhomboid-like protein 19
Exons: 8
Coding region: 156-1058 (300 amino acids)
Biological process (GO): retrograde vesicle-mediated transport, Golgi to endoplasmic reticulum
Cellular component (GO): membrane; Golgi apparatus
Source: RefSeq, a predicted model, not a curated record